This is a messenger RNA of Pogonomyrmex barbatus (red harvester ant), 1274 nucleotides long. RefSeq lists its product as uncharacterized. Gene Ontology annotation, biological process: sensory perception of smell; detection of chemical stimulus involved in sensory perception of smell. Gene Ontology annotation, molecular function: odorant binding; olfactory receptor activity. NCBI's taxonomy places the organism in Eukaryota, Metazoa, Arthropoda, Insecta, Hymenoptera, Formicidae. The record is from RefSeq and is a predicted model, not a curated record. Gene Ontology annotation, cellular component: plasma membrane.
AUGGAGUUCCCUGAAGAACGAUAUUAUGGACUUAAUCGUAUUCUUUUAUCAACGGUUGGUCUUUGGCCAUAUGAUAAUUUUAAAGUCAGAUAUUUCCGUUUUAUAUUAACAUUACUAAUAAAUAUAUCAUUUUUAAGUACUCAGUGGACAAAAUUGUGCGUCUCAGAACAUAAUUCCGAUCUUUUUUUAAAGAUUCUAUCUUAUAAUAUCGUUUUUAUACUAUUUUUUAUAAAAUAUAUCACAUUUUAUGCUAUUCUAAAAAAUAUUAAAGAAUUCCGGGAACGUAUUCGAAAUAAUUGGGACACUUUGAUAGAUAAACACGAAAUCGAAAUAAUAUGUAAACAUGGAAACAUCGGGAAAUUACUUACAUUAGUUUUAACAAUAUCUGUGUAUAUAAUCAUUAUUUUAUUUUAUAUUUUAUCUCAAUAUGUUUCAAUUUUACUCGAUAUUGUGUCACCUUUAAAUGAAUCUCGUCCGCGCAAAUUUGUAUUUCCUGUAGAAUAUUUUAUUGAUCAUGACAAAUAUUUUUACAUCAUAACAUUACACAUAGCUAUUGGACUAUUGAUUGCAACAACCAAUGCACUAGCUACUGAAUCAUUUUCAUUAACAAAUGCAUUACAUGCUUUCAGCUUAUUUAAAAUUGCUAGUUAUCGUAUGAAAUAUAUAUUAAGCGAAAUUAAUUCGCAAAUGUGUAUAACUGAAAAGUAUGCCAUAUCUCAUAAAAGAAUAGUCGCUGCAGUAGACUUUCAUAGAAGAGCAAUCGAAUUUUCUGAAUUAUUGAAAACGAGUUUUGGACCAGCAUAUUUAAUUUUGUUUGUGAUUGGUGUAUGUUCAGUAAGCAUCAAUUUAUUUAAUUUAUUUCAAAUAAUAAUGAUAGAAAGAGAUAUCUUAGAAAUUAUUAAAUCCAGUCUAUUCAUAGCAAUACAUAUUUUAGCUUUAACUCUAGCUAAUUAUGCUGGGCAGGAAUUUAUAAAUUGUGAUAUGCAUUUCUAUCGUACAGUGUGUAAUACAGAAUGGUAUAACACUCCGUUGAAAACACAAAAAUUAAUGCUCUUCUUGAUACAAAAAACUACAAAAUGUUACAAGGUUGAUGCCGGUGGUAUGUUUAGUCCUUGUUUGGAAGGUCUUGCUACAAGUUUAAGUAUGGCGCUUUCUUAUUUUAUGGUUCUUUGUUCUAUAUAAUUAGCAUCCAAAACUAUAAAGAGCUGUUUUAUUACCUUAGAAGUAUAUGAUACAAGUUUUAAUAAUAUAAUAGUCAGUAAAAUUAAUUGAUU